ACUCCUUCCUCUCCCUCUCUAUCAGCGCCGCUGCUGCUCGCCGGCGCCGCCUGCCACCAAGCCCCGGAAUCCGCGGGGCGCGGGGGACCGGAAACGCUCGCUCGCUCCCCCUGUUUUCCUCGGCCGUCGGAGCGCGUCGUCUCCGGGCAGCAGCAGCUGCAGCCCCCCUAGUUCCUGGUGGUUCUUGCCUCCUCGUCUGGGUGUGAGUGUGGUGGAAUAGCGUCGUCGUCGUCGCUGGAAUCCGCCUGCCUGCUCCGCCUCCGCUCGCGCUGGAGCCAAAGCUACUGAUUGGCUUCUACCGACCAGCGAAGCCAAAGAGGGAUUCUUGGGAGGCAAUCAGAGGUGUUUGUUUUGGUCAAACAAAGCUCAGCUCCCUUCUCUGUCUUGCCCAUGGGAUGCUUGCUGUGAGCUGCUUGUGUUCAUACUUGUUGAGAGAAUAAAACAGUAUAGCAUCUUGCGGUCUUGCCCUUUCUGAUUGGAAGAGAAGAGAAAACCUGCUGUUUUGUGGCCUGCUAUGUCUAUCUCGGAGAAGGUGGUGCCAUCAUCAUCAUCAGUUUCUUCGUCGUCAGAUUUGGAUCCGCUGUUGAAGGAUCUUACGGAGAAGAAGUUGAGCUUUAGGAGGAACGUGGUGUCAUUGGCAGCCGAGCUCAAGGAUGUGAGGAACAAGCUUGCUUCCCAGGAGCAGCUGUUUGUAAGGGAAUCUCAAACUAGAAAGGUUGCGGAGACAAAAGCGAGGAGCAUGGAAGAGGAAGUAAGCAAGCUGCAGAAAUGCUUACAGGACAAGGAUGAGCAACUGCGUUCAUCCACAAGUAGCACGGAACAGUACCUCCAUGAGUUGGAUGAUCUUAGAACACAACUGUCAUUUACUCAAGCUACAGCAGAAGCAAGUGCUGCAUCAGCCAAGUCAGCUCAGAUGCAGUGCUUGUCAUUGCUGAAAGAGUUGAAUGAGAAGGACAUCUCACUCAAAGAGCACGAACUUCGAGUGAACAAGCUUGGUGAGCAGCUUGAUCUUCUCCAGAAGGAUCUGCAAGCAAGGGAGCUCUCACAAAUGCAACUUAAAGAUGAAGUUAUAAGAAUUGAGACCGACAUCAUGGACGCAGUUGCCAAAGCUGGGUCUAGGUCUGACAAAGAUAAUGAACUGUUAAAGAUCUUAUCUGAUGUUUCACCAAGGAAUGUCCAGAACCUCAACAACCUUUUGAAUGCUAAGGAUACAGAAAUUGCGAGGUUGAGAGAGGAAAUCAGAAUAUUGUCUGCUCACUGGACGAACAAAACCAAGGAACUUGAAUCACAGUUAGAAAAGCACCGGAGAACUGAUCAGGAGCUGAAGAAGAGGGUUCUGAAGCUUGAAUUUUGCCUUCAAGAAUCUCAGUCUCAGAUGCGAAAAUUAAAGAGGAUGGGGGAGAAAAGAGACAAGGCUCUCAAGGAACUCAUGGACCAGGUGGCCAUGAAGCAGCCCAACAGCAUGUGCCAUGACAACAAGGAGAAUUUUUGGGAGAGUCAGGGAUUCAAGUUCCUUGCCUCUAUGUCGAUGCUGGCACUAGUGAUCCUCGCAAAGCGAUGAAUCAGCAUCGUAAACCCAAUCUCGUGUAAAGAAGUUAGAGAUUCCAUCUGUCGUUAGGUGAGCAACUAGCUCAUAGUUUAAGCAGAUGUCAAUGUAGCGUUUACAUUAGUUUGGAGACUUGGGCAGCUGCGCGUACUGCAUGGUCAGAUGUCUAGACCAAAAUUUGCCGACAUCCAAUCCUAGUCUGUAGACUGUAAUAGUGCAGUUACUGCUGGUUCAUGUAAACUCAUAAGCUGUCUUGUAGUCACAGCUAGUUCAUGUUAGCUCAUGAGCAGUCAUGUGGUCAUGAAUCUACAUUUUAUAAUUUCAGAGUAGCUUCAGCAGUUGUCAGCGCUAAAUCUAA
Messenger RNA from Sorghum bicolor (sorghum), 1904 nucleotides. Its product is annotated as ELKS/Rab6-interacting/CAST family member 1. The coding region runs from base 515 to 1561 and encodes 348 amino acids. The record is from RefSeq and is a predicted model, not a curated record. The transcript is spliced from 6 exons. NCBI's taxonomy places the organism in Eukaryota, Viridiplantae, Streptophyta, Magnoliopsida, Poales, Poaceae.